UCUCUUCUCCGUGGACUCUUAUACCCCUGAUUCUCCCUUCCACGAGAUCACUUCCUGUCCCUGUACAUUACCACUACUCACGACCCUCUUCCCCUUCCUUUCUCUUUAACGAACCCCUCCAUACACACACACAUUCAUCAUGGCCCCCGCUGUCGGUAUCGAUUUGGGAACCACCUACUCCUGCGUGGGUGUCUUCCGUGAUGACCGUAUUGAGAUCAUCGCCAACGACCAGGGUAACCGCACCACCCCCUCGUUCGUUGCCUUCACCGACACCGAGCGUCUCAUCGGUGAUGCCGCCAAGAACCAGGUCGCCAUGAACCCCCACAACACCGUCUUCGACGCCAAGCGUCUGAUCGGUCGUCGUUUUGGCGAUGCUGAGGUUCAGUCCGACAUGAAGCACUGGCCCUUCAAGGUCGUCGAGAAGGGUGGCAAGCCCAUCAUCGAGGUUGAGUUCAAGGGCGAGUCCAAGCAGUUCACCCCCGAGGAGGUCUCCUCCAUGAUCCUCACCAAGAUGCGUGAGACCGCUGAGGCUUACCUCGGUGGCACCGUCAACAACGCUGUCAUCACUGUCCCCGCCUACUUCAACGACUCUCAGCGUCAGGCUACCAAGGAUGCUGGUCUCAUCGCUGGUCUGAACGUCCUCCGUAUCAUCAACGAGCCCACCGCUGCUGCCAUCGCCUACGGUCUUGACAAGAAGACCGAGGGUGAGCGCAACGUCCUCAUCUUCGAUCUUGGUGGUGGUACCUUCGAUGUGUCUCUCCUGACCAUCGAGGAGGGUAUCUUCGAGGUCAAGGCCACCGCUGGUGACACUCACUUGGGUGGUGAGGACUUCGACAACCGUCUCGUCAACCACUUCGUCAACGAGUUCAAGCGCAAGCACAAGAAGGACCUGACCACCAACGCUCGUGCUCUCCGUCGUCUCCACACUGCUUGCGAGCGUGCCAAGCGUACCCUCUCCUCUGCUGCGCAGACCUCCAUCGAGAUCGACUCUCUGUUCGAGGGUAUUGACUUCUACACCUCCAUCACCCGUGCUCGUUUCGAGGAGCUGUGCCAGGACCUCUUCCGCUCCACCAUGGAGCCCGUCGAGCGUGUCCUCCGUGACGCCAAGAUCGACAAGUCCUCUGUCCACGAGAUUGUCCUGGUCGGUGGUUCCACCCGUAUCCCCAAGAUCCAGCGUCUCGUCUCCGACUUCUUCAACAAGGACCCCAACAAGUCCAUCAACCCCGAUGAGGCCGUUGCCUACGGUGCUGCCGUCCAGGCUGCUAUCCUGUCCGGUGACACUUCCUCCAAGUCCACCAACGAGAUCCUCCUGCUCGAUGUUUCCCCUCUUUCCCUUGGUAUCGAGACCGCUGGUGGUGUCAUGACUGCUCUCAUCAAGCGCAACACCACCAUCCCCACCAAGAAGUCCGAGACCUUCUCCACUUACUCCGACAACCAGCCCGGUGUCCUGAUCCAGGUCUACGAGGGUGAGCGUGCUCGUACUAAGGACAACAACCUCCUCGGAAAGUUCGAGCUCACUGGUAUCCCCCCCGCUCCCCGUGGUGUUCCCCAGAUUGAGGUCACCUUCGACCUUGAUGCCAACGGUAUCAUGAACGUCUCCGCUAUCGAGAAGGGUACCGGUAAGACCAACAAGAUUACCAUCACCAACGACAAGGGCCGUCUCACCAAGGAGGACAUCGAGCGCAUGCUUGCUGAGGCCGAGAAGUUCAAGGCUGAGGAUGAGGCCGAGACUGGCCGUAUCCAGGCCAAGAACGGUCUCGAGUCCUACGCCUACUCCCUCAAGAACACCCUCAACGAGGGCAAGCUCACCAUCUCCGAUGCCGACAAGGAGAAGGUCACCGCCAAGAUCGACGAGGUCAUCAGCUGGCUCGACAACAACCAGACCGCUGAGAAGGACGAGUACGAGUCCCAGCAGAAGGAGCUUGAGAGGUAUGUUCCACCGGUCCCCUAACCUGCAAUUGAAGCUUGAUGCUAACGGUUAUCUGCAGCAUUGCCAAUCCCAUCAUCUCCGCUGCCUACGGUGCCGCUGGUGGCGCCCCUGGCGGUGCCGCUCCCGGUGCCACCCGCACUGCCGACGAGGUCGAGGAGCGCCCCGAGGAGCUCGACUAAAUGC
This is a messenger RNA of Aspergillus heteromorphus CBS 117.55, 2113 nucleotides long. RefSeq names its product molecular chaperone Hsp70 (gene hsp70). Gene Ontology annotation, biological process: protein refolding; cellular response to unfolded protein; vesicle-mediated transport. Gene Ontology annotation, molecular function: misfolded protein binding; ATP binding; ATP hydrolysis activity. The record is from RefSeq and is a predicted model, not a curated record. The transcript has a single exon. Bases 140 to 1951 code for a protein of 603 amino acids. NCBI's taxonomy places the organism in Eukaryota, Fungi, Ascomycota, Eurotiomycetes, Eurotiales, Aspergillaceae. Gene Ontology annotation, cellular component: cytoplasm; nucleus; plasma membrane.